Messenger RNA from Talaromyces amestolkiae, 1122 nucleotides. RefSeq lists its product as uncharacterized. The transcript has 3 exons. Gene Ontology annotation, biological process: DNA-templated transcription. The coding region runs from base 1 to 1122 and encodes 373 amino acids. NCBI's taxonomy places the organism in Eukaryota, Fungi, Ascomycota, Eurotiomycetes, Eurotiales, Trichocomaceae. Gene Ontology annotation, cellular component: RNA polymerase III complex; RNA polymerase I complex. The record is from RefSeq and is a predicted model, not a curated record. Gene Ontology annotation, molecular function: protein dimerization activity; DNA binding.
AUGGCACCGGUCGCAGCUACUACAGAGGAGCCUUCGCGGCGAAGAAUUAUCAAUAUCAAUGCCGAAACCAUCACCAACAUACCCUCCACAGACUUCCCUGGGCAUUGGCCUGGAGAAUCACAUGAGUGGUCCAUAGAGAAAUUUCAAGAUAACUUUCGAGUCGACUUUCACAAAAACGAGACUUACGAUGCCUCCUUCUCCCUCGUCGGUCUCGACGCCUCCGUCGCAAACGCUUUUCGCCGUAUCCUAAUCGCCGAAGUACCCACUCUCGCCAUUGAAUUUGUCUACAUCCUCAAUAAUACAUCCGUCAUUCAAGACGAAGUGCUCGCCUCCCGUCUCGGUCUCAUCCCGCUCAAAGGCUCGAUAGAAGGUCUCAACUGGAUGCAAUGGUUCAAAAAGGCCACCGAGGAAGACCCCGAGAGCAGCGACCCUAGCGACUUCAACACCGUCGUUUUAAAUCUCCACGUUGAAUGCAGCGUCAACGAAAGAGCUCUACCGGGCGAAGAAGACCCCCGCCUUCGCUACCAUAACGCGCACGUCUAUGCAAGCGACAUCACAUUUGAUCCAAAGGGUCGUCAAGUGAACUAUUUCAGCGGCGAAGGAGAAAUCAGACCGGUCAAUCCCGACAUUCUUAUCGCUAAGCUUAGACCAGGACAGGUUAUCGAGCUCGAGAUGCAUUGUAUCAAGGGUAUCGGUGCCGACCACGCCAAAUUCUCUCCCGUCGCAACGGCAACAUACCGUCUCCUCCCCGAAAUUCGAAUCAUGCGCCCUAUCAUUGGCGAAGACGCAAAGAAGUUCGCUAAGUGUUUCCCCAAGGGUGUCAUCGGAUUCGAGAAAAUCACAUCUGCCGAAGCUGCGAAGAAGGGUAGUGGAUACGAAGGUCAUGCGGGCGAAGACAAAGCUGUGGUGGUCGACCCCUUCAAAGAUACCGUCAGCAGAGAAUGUCUACGACACGAUGAGUUCAAGGAUAAAGUCAAACUGGGUCGUGUGCGGGAUCACUUUAUUUUCAAUAUUGAGAGUACCGGCCAGUUUCCUAGUGACACUCUUUUCCUGGAAAGCGUUAAGGUGUUGAAGCUCAAAUGCGUACGGCUGAAACGAGACUUGAACAAGCUGGUGCAAUAA